This is a messenger RNA of Chlamydomonas reinhardtii, 3106 nucleotides long. RefSeq lists its product as uncharacterized. Bases 584 to 2170 code for a protein of 528 amino acids. The transcript has 13 exons. NCBI's taxonomy places the organism in Eukaryota, Viridiplantae, Chlorophyta, Chlorophyceae, Chlamydomonadales, Chlamydomonadaceae. Gene Ontology annotation, molecular function: antiporter activity; xenobiotic transmembrane transporter activity. Gene Ontology annotation, biological process: transmembrane transport. The record is from RefSeq and is a predicted model, not a curated record. Gene Ontology annotation, cellular component: membrane.
AUAUAGUUCGAGUCUGGUCUCAUUCAACAUCCACUCUCUUUCGACAGCCUUAGUGCGACGAAAGUCACGGUCUCGGGCUCCAUAAGACCCCAAAAUCCUCCACGCUGCAAGCUUCAAAGCUUACGACAUUCUAUCAAGCUCUAUUGAGGCGUCGUGUUGAAACAUAUAGAGCGACGGUGCUGACAGAAACAGGGGACGGCGCGCUGACCUCCGCCACUCAUCGAGCCCUGGCCGUGACAGCGCUUUUUCGGAGGAGCCACCGGCGUAUGCAACAAUGAGAAGCACCUCAAUGUUGACGUCAACAUCCUACAGUUGUAGCCUAGAAACCCAGAAAUGCUGCGCGCCCGCCGGGACGGUUGCCAGCCUCCGGCGACGACCAGGGCUGCGCUGCCACCUGUCGACGUCAUGCACCACCCAACCUGCAACCUCGCACCCGGCAGCAUGGAAGCGCGCCAGCGUGGUGACAGCGGCAGCAUCCGCAGCAGCGGGAGAGCUAGAACAUCCGGGCGCGCGGCCAAGGCCGCUGGAGUGGCUCAAAAACAAGCUCAGUUCCCCAUACGACCAGGAAAUAUUCUCUGUGGCGAUGCCUGCAUUUGCGGGUUUGGCACUGGAGCCGGUGGUUAGCGCCUUCAAUGCAGGCAUGGUGGGGCACCUGGGCACGCUGCAGCUGAGCGCCGUGUCCCUAGCCACCACUGCCCUCAACUCCUUCACCUUCCUCUUCUCCUUCCUCAUCUUCCUCACCGUGCCCGACAUCGCGGCGGCCGCGGGGAAGGGCGACGAGGACGAGGUGUCGCGGGUGGUAUGCCGCAGCAUCUGGGUGGCGCUUGCGUGCGGCCUCGCCACCAGUGCGGCCGUGUUCGCCAACGCCCCGGCCAUUGUGAACGCGCUCAACCCUCCCGAGCCCAUGGUGGCGGCGCUGGCCACACAGUACAUGCAGGUCCGUGCCCUGGGCAUCCCGGCCGCGCUGUUGGGCUUUGUGGCCACGGGCGUGUUCCGCGGCUUCAAGGACACCAGGACGCCGCUGCUGGGUGUGGCCACCUCCGUGGCUGUUAGCUUCGGACUGCACGUGUUGUUCCUCAAUGUGCUGCACCUGGACGUGUGGGGCGCAGCGGCGGCCUCGCUGGCGGCCUCUGUGUGCAGCUGCGCGGUGAUGAUGGGGCUCAUCGCCCGCUCCGGCCGCGUACGCCGCCGCCACCUGCUGCGGCCGCCCGCCUGGGCCGACGUGUCGCCGCUGCUGCAGCGCGGCGCGGUGCUGAGCUUCAAGAACAUGGUGGCAUUCGGCAUGAUCAUGUUCGCCUCCACGCUGUGUGUGCGCAUGGGCGCAGCAUUCCAGGCUUCGUUCGAGGUGAUCCGGCAGCUGUGGAUGCUGUCCAUGCCCAUGUUCGAGUGCUUCAACGUGGCAACACAGUCACUGUGUGCGGCGGCGCUGGGGCGUGAGGACCGCGUCACGGCUCGCGCGCUGCUGGGCCGCCUGCUGACCCUGGGCGUGGGCGUGGGCGCGGCAGUGGGGUUGGGCGUGUGGGCGGCGCACGGCCCCCUCAUCGACUUCUUCACCAGCGACCCGGCCGUCGUGGCGCACGUGAUGAUGUCGCUGCCCCUCAUCUGCAUCUUCUUCCCCAUCGAUGCCGCCGGCAGCAUCCUGGACGGGUCCCUGCUCGCCGCCAAGCAGUCCAACUACACAGCAGCCGUCCAGGUCGUGGGCAGUGUCGUACAGUACGGCAUGCUCAUGUACGUGGCGGCGGGCUCUGGAGGCCAGGUCACCACCCUUAGCAUCUGGCUCGCCAUCAAGGUGAUGUCGUUGAUGCGAUUCCUGGGCGGCGCGACGCGCAACUACGCCUCGCCCAAGAGCGCCUAUCGCCCGCUGCCGCCCGCGCCACCGACUGAGGACGACGAGCAGGCCUCACCGCUGGGUGGUGCCGCGGGUGGUGCCGUGGGUGGUGCCGCUAGCACGCCCCUGGCAGCGUCUGUGGCGACGGCGAGUGCCAGUGUUUCGGAUGGGGACGGCCUGGUGGCGACGGCUUCUGAGCUGCUGGAGAGCAAAGAGGGCCGGCAGCAGGGGGCGGCGCAGCAGCAGGGUCAGGACGUGUUCUCUCGGCCAGUGGUGGUGACGUUGGGCGUGGCAGCGGCGGCGGCAUCUGCGGCGGCGGGGUCAGCGGCGGGGCAAGCAUGAUCACUCCGCGCUGACCCGCUGCUGAAACGGUAUCUAUGGGUGGUGGUCGAUGAGUGAAUGAUGUGCAUGGAAGUGAAUAAAGCGAAUUCGUAUACGGUACAUGGUUAGCCACGUUCGCAGCGAUUCGGCAUUAGUUCUGCGGUCUGUGGGGUGUGGCUUCGGCUUUGGCGUGCCUUGUCCAAUUUUGAGAAUGCAGAUGCAUUUGUUAACCGUUCCUGCGUUCCGAUGUGUGCUCACGGGGCGUGCAGUGCGCUAUUCUUUGACAUGUUGCGGAGUUUCUGCCGUGCCGUACGGUCCUGCAAGAUGGCUUUCGAAGACCCCGCGUUUCACCACCGCGCUCACUCUUAAGCGCGUGUGACUUUCCUGAUAUAUUUAGGUACGCGCGUGUGUAUGUGUGCAUGUGUGUGUGUGUGUGUGUGUGUGUAUGUGUGUGUUUAUGUGUGUGUACGCGUGCGCGCAACAGUGGUGGAUCUGACUGACUCGGACUUGCAGCGCGAGAUGCCCUUAAUAACUCGGAGGCGGGGCGUGUUAGCGAAGCAAGGCGCAGCGAGGGUGGGAAGAGUUGCAGGGGUCUGUGCCCCGUGGCUGGAUUAUCGAAACCGCCACAACCUGCGCGUGCACGUGACGUGACGUGGCAAGCACGGGGCGCUGACAACCCAACACAAGCUUGCAGCGCCCCUGAACAUGAGGCUGGAAGGAUUCCAUGGUGUCGAUGUAUGGGAAUUUAUUGGUUUCAUGUUGCGCGCUACCUGACCAAUCCAGCUGACAGGUGUUGCAUGUGUGGAACUGUGGGCACGUCCGAUGGGCAUUGGUGGAGGAGUGUUUGGCAGUAAGCCUGAGGGCCACAAGGCUCAAGCGCAGCUGCUCAGGUGGGCUCAGGGAACUGCGGCAGCCUCUGAGGGCACUAGGCCCGCGGCUCUGUAACCGGGGUACUCU